CUAUGUCAAUGAGGACAUUGUUCAGGUAGAUGCUAUCAAAACAUUUCAGGUUGUUGAACAGGUGGACAAGUUCCAAACAUUCUUCCUCCUCUUGCCCGGGCGCCCCUCGCUUGUAUGACGUCACUUCCUGUCUGGACAUGCUCGCUAAUGUUUGUGUUUUUUUUUUCCUCUUUCGUCGAUCUGUCCUGCUACAUUAACGGUGGUACCGGAUCGUUGUCGGUCUUGUCUGCGGUUCUGUACCAGGGGAUUUAGGCGUCAGUGUUUUGUGCUUUGAAAGUGUCUCACAAAAAGAACGUUUUUAAAAGUUCGACAGUAAAGAAGCGGCGGCUGCGUCGUCGUUCGUCAUCACGUUACGUCACCACCAAAGCGUUAUUAAAAUAUAUAUUAGUUUAUUCGCUGUUUUGUGGAUAAUAAGCUCGAUGUCAUGCACGGAAUCACUUUGUGCUCGUUAGCCUAGCGACAUGUUACGUUCAAUGACUUCACCCUGCACGAACCCGUAUGAGCCAUAUCAUUUUUACCGUACAUUAAACAACAAUACGGUACACUAUUAAUAACACGCAGACCAGCAGGACCUAGCAUGACACGCUAACAUCAAGUUAACAUUAACAUUUUUUUUUACAAAAAUUGUUGAUUACAUAAUCUCUUGAAUGCAAACAAAACAGAAGUUGUCCCUUGGCUUCAACAGCAAUCGUCACAGUAUCACGUUUAUACCACAAUGUCACACAAAAGUCAACAUUCAUAUGUGGAUCAAGAAACCUGUUUCAAUAUGUUUACAUCAUUAUGCAUUUGUCAGUACCAUACUAUUCCAUAUACUGCUUUGUUGCAAUGUUGUGUAUUGAAACUACAUCAACAUCAGUGUUGUCAAUUAUGAAUGCUGAUUCCACCCAAAAGACAAGUCAUUGGUGACAUCAGGACACUCGUUUGAGACACAUCUUCAAGCAGGAUGCAAGCUACUGGCUGCAGGUGCACCGCUUGGAGCACGGCGAUGGCGGCAUCCUGGACCUGGAUGACAUGCUGUGUGAUGUGGCGGAUGACAAAGACCGGCUGAUCGCGGUGUAUGACGAACAAGAACCCCACCAUGGCGGAGACGGCACCAGUGCCAGCUCCACGGGUACGCAGAGCCCCGACCUGUUUGCCGCCGACCUCAGCGCUGGCAGCGGAGCAUCGGCCUUUCAGCCCUAUCAGGCAGCCAGCGAGAUCGAGGUUACACCGUCCGCACUGCGCACCAACAUGCCCCUGCAUGUACGCCGCAGCAGUGAUCCCGCAUUGUUGAGCAUCAACGGGCCGUUCAGCGGCGCCGAGUCGCGGGUCCAAGCAGAAGAGCCACCAUCAAGGAAGAACCCGACCCGGUGGUCCACCACUGCCGGCUUCUUAAAAGCUCGCCACUCCUCUGGCUCGAGCAGCCUGGAGAGGAAGGCUAAGGGUUUGGACACGUACCGCAGUCUGCCACGGGACGCGGGAACAUGGGCCAAUCAGAGAGAGUUCCAGAGGGAGACGGCCCGCUCGUCUCUUAGCGCCAAUCACCCCAUGGUGGACCGCUGGCUAGAGAGGCAGGAACAGGAGGAAGAUGCGAGACAGCAACAGGAAAAUGGACGUAUCGAGCCGCUUGGCCGUGUCGACUCCAGCAUGGUGGACCACACCGCCGUGAGGUCUCUAGAAGACAUAGUCAAAGUGGUGGAGGUGACAAACGAUGGCGGGCCUUUGGGAAUCCACGUGGUGCCUUUCAGUGGCAGGGACCGCAGGACUCUUGGCUUGUUGGUCAAGCGUCUGGAGCAUGGAGGCAAGGCCCAGCAGCAAGGCCUUUUCCAGGAGAGCGACUGUAUCAUCAGAAUCAAUAACGGAGACCUGAGAAACAUCCGCUUUGAACAAGCCCAGAACAUGUUCCGCCAGGCCAUGCGUUCUCCGGUCAUCAUGUUCCACGUGGUCCCCUCAUCCAUGAAGGCCAAUUAUGAGCAGCUGUCCCAUGCCGAGAGGAACCCCGCGUACUCCUCAGGCCGCUUCAGCCCUGACUCCGUGUCCAGCAGCGCCAUCUUGGAUCACACCACCCCUCACAGGAUGUCCCGACACGGCUCCCAAACGCACUCGCACUCUCACCCUCACCCUCAUUCAGACCAGAUUGAUGGCUACCCGCCCUUAAGUCAUCCGGCUGUCUCUGCUGCAAAGCCUCCCACUGGUCAGAUCCACUCACCUCCAAGGAACUCAACUCCGACCCCUGGUGGCUACAGCAAAAAGGUUGGGAGGAGGCUCAACAUUCUGCUGAAGAAAGGGCCGGAAGGACUCGGCUUCAGCAUCACUUCACGCGAUGUCCCCAUCGGCGGCUCGGCGCCCAUUUACGUGAAGAACAUUCUUCCACGGGGAGCUGCCAUUCAAGAUGGCCGCCUCAAGGCUGGUGACAGGUUACUGGAGGUAAAUGGAGUGGACCUAAAUGGGCGGACACAGGAAGAGGUGGUGUCCAUCCUCAGGGCCACACCCAUGGGAGGCUCGGUGGGGCUGCUGGUCCUCCGCCAGGAGGAAGCGUUUCUCCUUCGAGAAGUGGCUGCUGAGGCCCAGACGAAGAUACAAAGCCCCAGAGAUUUGAAAACGGAAGAAGAUGAGCUGGUGCUGACUCCGGACGGCACCAGGGAGUUUUUGACCUUCGAGAUCCCGCUCAGCGACUCGGGCUCAGCCGGUUUGGGAGUCAGCGUGAAGGGCAACCGGUCCAAGGAGAACCACGCCGACCUCGGCAUCUUCGUCAAGUCCAUCAUCAACGGAGGGGCCGCCUGCAAGGACGGGCGGCUGCAUGUCAACGACCAGCUGAUAGCGGUCAACGGGGAGUCGCUCUUGGGCAAAACCAACCAGGACGCCAUGGAGACGCUGAGGAAGUCCAUGUCCACGGAAGGCAACAAGCGUGGGAUGAUCCAGCUCAUUGUUGCGCGUCGAGUUAGCAAAAGAAGUGAGGAGCCACCAGGAGGACCGCUGGGAUCCCAGCAGGCCGCCAACACGUCUCUGGAUGAUCAUGAACGCCGCAUCUCACACUCCCUUUACGGCGCUCUGGAGGACCUGGACGACAACUUGAUGCCUCGACAAGGCAUGAUGCCGCGUACAGUUGGCAACUACCAGCUCUCUCCGACCGUCAACAUGCCGCAGGACGACACCAUCAUCAUCGAAGACGACCGGCCGCCGCUCCUCUCGCCUCAUCUGUCUGACCAGUCUUCGUCCAGUUCCCACGACGAUGUCGGCUUCAAUACUGACGUGACGCCGCCGUGGGCCAAAGAGCUUCCCGCUCCCAAUGAGAGCUCCCAGAGUCACGAUGCGAACCAUCCUGAUGCCGCCUUCCAGCGGGAAGGAUUUGGACGCCAGAGCAUGUCUGAAAAGCGCACCAAGCAGUUUGGGGACGCAUCCCAGCUUGAGAUCAUCAAGACGCGCAAGUCCAAAAGCAUGGACCUAGUAGCCGACGAGAUUAACCUCAGCCCUCUUCCUGACACCAGCACAGGGUCCUCUACGAGGGACGUGGGUCCGUCUCUGGGCUUAAAGAAGUCCAGCUCCCUGGAGAGCCUCCAGACGGCCGUGGCCGAGGUCACCCUCAACGGCGACCUUCCAUUCCACAGACCCCGCCCUCGCAUCAUCAGGGGGCGAGGCUGCAACGAGAGCUUCAGGGCGGCCAUCGACAAAUCGUACGACCGGCCGGCACCCACUGAGGACGAGGACGAGGGCAUGGAGACAUUGGAAGAGGACACGGAGGAGAGCUCGCGCUCUGGUCGAGACUCUGUGUCGACGGUGGCUGACCAGACACCUCUGUCGGCGCCGGAAAAGCUGCUGGUCAACGGCACCAACCAAACCAAAGAGGAGAAGAAGGACAAAGGCGGCAAGGAGAAGAAGAAGGGGGAGGCGGCGAGGGACAAAGACAAAGAUAAAGACAAGGGCAAAGCAAAGAAGGGAAUGCUGAAAGGACUGGGGGACAUGUUCAGGUUCGGGAAGCACCGCAAAGACGAGCAUCCAGGAGACCGGAUGGACCGUAAAGGAUCUAGCAAGUGGCGGUCAGAGGAGGCACACGUUUCUGAUGAAGAGACGCUGAAGAUGAGGAUGGAGCAGGAGAGAAUCCAGGCCAAGACCCGUGAGCUGAGGGAACGCCAAGCACGGGAACGGGACUACGCCGAGAUUCUGGACGUGAGCCGCUUGCCAGAGCGGUCCUCCGAGGAAGAGCACGCGUAUGCGGGCAUCAGUCCACUGAACAAUGGUGGGCACAGCGUUCGCGGCGACUACCCCCGCAUCCAGCACCAGCACCAGCACUCGGACUCCCUUUACACCCAAGUCAGCAAGGCCCGCAUUGAGCGCCCCCCCUCUGCAGACAGUAACCGGCUCGCCCCGAGCAACCAUGACCGGAUACAAAGGCUGAGACAGGAGUUCCAGCAGGCCCAGAACGGUCCGGACGACGCGGACGACCGGCGCCGCACGUUCAGCUUCGAGCAGCCCUGGUCGAGCGCGAGCGGACAGAAUGGUCAGAGUCAGCCCGGUCGCCACUCGGUGUCAGUGGAGGUCCAGAUGCAGCGUCAGAGACAAGAGGACUCCUUCGCUCAGGCUCAGCGUCAGUACAGCUCGCUGCCACGGCAACCCAGGAAGAAUCCUAGCUCCAUCUCUCAGGACUCAUGGGACAAAGCGUACCCUCCAGGUGAGAGCUUUCAGGCAGCCAAGGACAAUCCCAGGUACUCCAGCUAUCAAGGAUCCAGGAAUGGCUUCCCGAGUGGCGGCGGCGGUGGUGUCGUGAACGCCAGAGUCCUCCUGGAAGCUCAGGAGCUGCUGAGGCAGGAGCAGCGACGUAGAGACCAGGAAGCUAAAGGGAAGCUAGCACAGGAGGGCUCGCCAAGCUACGAGCCGUAUGCCAAGGAUCCCGCCUCCCCCAAGGGGCCCUACCGCCAUGACGUGCCGCCUUCGCCCUCACAGCUGGCCAGACUCAACAGGAUGGGCUCGGAGAAAGGAAGACUCUUUUAUUCCUGAGGACGUAGCAACCAAGGACCUGGCCUGGAGCUCUCACUGCCUGUCUGCGGACGCCAUCUUUGUUGUCUGACAAUCACAUGACGACUCCGGGGUGCCACGGUGUCACAUUUUGUGUUUCCAUGAAGGUUUAUAUUUUUAUUUUAUGCUAAUAUGCUAAUAGCAACACAGCGUGCAUAUCAACGUCAUGUUCCUCCUCCCGAAUUAAGAGAAGAGCAAUACUGAGUUGCUAAUAAAAUACUAGCCCCUCCCCUCAUGAAUGAUUCAUGAAGCGGCGUCUCAGCUGAGAAGACAUCUCUGAUCUCCCGCCCGAUGCGCCCCACGCCCCUCAGCCCCCCCAAUUCCCUCCAAGCACCACUCCAGGCUCGACUGGCUGGCAUGGCCGCCUGCAGCUCCUUGUUGUGUUCAUUAGUCUGGUAGCCGUCUUUCAACCUCCACCACCUCAUUCACGCUCAACACAGCUUUUCCCCUCCUCGUCUCCCCGGGCGGCUUUCGAACGCUUCAUUUUUCAUUGCGAGCCGCCUGCAAGCCCCACACAAAUAUCAAUUUAAAUCCCCCCUUUUCGCCAAGAUUGUAUACUUUUUUAAAAACAUUUUAAAUGUGUAAAAAAUUGAGCCUUAAACUGAAUAAUAUAAUAUCUUUAAGUGUUGGACAGCACAUGUUUUAGUUUAUCUAAGGUUACAAAUGUGCUUGGCCAGUCCAGAGAUUAAAAGUUAAUUUACUCUAGACACAAUUAGCAUAUCAGCCCGUUAUCAUUCCAUGAAAGUUGUCAUUUUGUUAUGGGUUUCCUCCACUCCUGCUAAAAGCUAGGCUAAGCUAGGCUAGGCUAGGCUAAGCUAGGUAAUAUUAGUGAUGUCGUUUAACAUUUGGCCAAGAAAUGAAAUCAAAGUAUGAUUUUAAUUGUUAUAAAUUUUUGAGGUUUCCAGCACUUUGACUGACUGGAAGCUAACAAGCUAGCAUGAACGUAUCAUGCAUCAAUAAUAUUACUUUGAUCUCACUGAGAAACACAAAAGCGAAAAAAUAGUUUAAAAGACGAAUUCCACCCAGAAGAAAGUGUCUGGAAGUUGUCCUUUUAAAAUUAUUCAUAUUUCCUCUGAAAUAUCCAUCAUUUUGUUAUGGGUUUCCUCCACUCCUGCUAAAAGCUAAGCUAAGCUAGGCUAAGCUUGUUAAUAUUAGUGACAUCGUUUAACAUUUGGCCAAGAAAUGAAAUCAAAGUAUGAUUUUAAUUAAAUGUUAUAAAUUUGUGAGGUUUCCAGCACUCUGACUGACUGGAAGCUAACGAGCUAGCAUGAACGUAUCAUGCAUCAAUAUUAUUACUUUGAUCUCACUGAGAAACACAAAAACGAAAAAAUAGUUUAAAAGACGAAUUCCAACCAAGAAGAAAGUGUCUGGAAGUUGUUGUUUUAAAAUUCUUCAUACUUCCUCUGAAAUACCCUGCUUGUUUGUAGUCACAGGUACAGGCUGUGACGUUGCAAAGUGCCUGACAUCAUCAUGAUGAUGAUGAUGAUGAUGUAGUCCUUCACACACAAGGAUGGAUGAUGAUGUUUUUUAACACAUUGUUGAAAUAUUUUACUAAUGUCGUGGUACUCCUUCCUCAAGCUUCUUUUGGUUUUGGUUAGCGGCCAUUUUGGACACUUGCCUUUUAGAUGUGUUUAUUUUUGAAAACGAGGAAAUGGAAGCUGAUGUGCAAUUUGUCGCUUUUUCUUUGUCAUUAUUAUCCUGAAACAUAUGUGUACAUAUCAAGUGUAGAAUAAAAGUGCUUCCUGUUUACAG
Messenger RNA from Doryrhamphus excisus (bluestripe pipefish), 6744 nucleotides. RefSeq names its product par-3 family cell polarity regulator alpha, b (gene pard3ab). Gene Ontology annotation, cellular component: apical plasma membrane; cell cortex; apical junction complex. Gene Ontology annotation, molecular function: protein binding; phosphatidylinositol binding. The record is from RefSeq and is a predicted model, not a curated record. Gene Ontology annotation, biological process: establishment of centrosome localization; microtubule cytoskeleton organization; establishment or maintenance of epithelial cell apical/basal polarity. NCBI's taxonomy places the organism in Eukaryota, Metazoa, Chordata, Actinopteri, Syngnathiformes, Syngnathidae.